UUAAAAAUGGGUGAUGUUGAGAAAGGCAAGAAGAUUUUUGUUCGGAAAUGUGCCCAGUGCCACACUGUGGAAAAGGGAGGCAAGCAAAAGACUGGACCAAAUCUCCAUGGUCUGUUUGGGCGGAAGACAGGUCAGGCCAUUGGAUUCUCCUACACAGACACCUACAAGAACAAAGGCAACACCUGGGGAGAGGACAUUCUGAUGGAGUAUUUGGAGAAGCCCAAGAAAUACAUCCCUGGAACCAAAAUGACCUUAGCUGGCAUUAAGAAGAAGAAUGAAAGGGCAGACUUGAUAGCUUAUCUCAAAAAAGCUACGAAUGAGUAA
Messenger RNA from Oryctolagus cuniculus (rabbit), 324 nucleotides. Lineage: Eukaryota; Metazoa; Chordata; Mammalia; Lagomorpha; Leporidae. The record is from RefSeq and is a predicted model, not a curated record.